AUGUCGGCACCCGGUCUUUCUCUCGUGCGUGCCAGAGCGCUGUGCAAUAUUGCAAAAUGGGUUCACACAGGAGGCCAAACAGCGUCCAACUGGAGCGGAGAAAUGCGGGGAUAUAGCACAAAAGCACGAAGCUUUCGGGAAUACUGUUCACCACAUUUCCAGGCUAAACGAGAUAACGCGAACCAAAGCCUCCUGAAGGACUUUCCAGAUCCUAAAGGGCUGUUGAACAGAACCAUCUGCCGUUCGCUGGGUGUGAGCGACCUGUCCCAGCUCGUCCAGUACAGCUGCACGGAACAUGCGGGUAUCAAGAGAGCCACUGUCACGCUACUGUGGCCCUGCAGGAUGGAAGAGGAGGGUCAUGCCUCUAAGAAGAUCGAUGCAGAGCGACUUGCUGCGGCUGCUGCUUGUCAGAAGCUCAAAGAAAUGGGUGUCAUUGGUCCAAAUAAUCAGCUCCCCAUGAAGAGAUCUGGCAGAAUGCAGCCAAGUUCAGGUCUUAAUGAUCAUAAGGACUACUUGCCUACAGAAAAUGUCCAUGUGUCCAGUGGGAAAGCACAUCAGCAAAAACAAUGGCUGCCCCCAGCAGAGGACAUCUCCAACAUCACUGAAGCUCUUUCUCUGUUUCCACAACCGAAAUCCCUCCUCACCAGGGUCAUCCAGGUGGCCACAUCAUCCAACAGAAUCAGGGAGCUUAUACAGUACAAAACAACAGGAGGGAAGCAAAAGAUGUGUGAGCUGACCCUGCACUGGCCAGAGGAGAUGAGAUUCUCAGCCACAGCCAGAAAACAAGUGACAGCGGAGAGGAUGGCUGCAGCUCUUGCCUGCAUGAAACUGAAGGAGCUGCGGCUGCUAGAUAAAAACAACAACCCGCUGACUCACGUCCAGUACCAUAAAGAGAAGGUGAGGGAGGCUGGAGAGCGAGAGAAGCGCCCUCUUCCCCUGGAAAUCCCACAGCACCUGGAGGAAAGCAUAAGAGAGUAUCUCACACAGUACCCAGUGGCAACAGAAAUACAGAACCUUUGGGAGGAGGAAGAGAUGAGAGAACAGCAGGCAUUAAACCAGCAGCAUGAGGAGGAAGAGGAGGACAUGGUGACAGACGCCAUCACUGGCAGGCUGUACAGGCCUCUGUCAAAACAGGAAGCCCAGCAUCUUAGCGCCUACCUGCAGGGGGAAUGGGAGACAGCAAACCCCGUGCUGAGUUUGAAGCUCCCAGUCGAUGACCAUCGUCAGCGCGUGGUCUCGGCAGUGCGGUCCUCCAGGGUGGUCGUGAUCGCCGGUGAAACGGGGUGUGGGAAAACAACACGGAUCCCUCGCUUCCUGCUGGAGCAGUGUGUGAGGGGUGGCGAGGGCGCUGAGUGCAACAUCCUGGUGACCCAGCCCCGUCGGAUCAGCGCUGUGUCCGUGGCCCAUCGCGUCGCUCAAGAGAUGGGUUCAGCUCUCAAACAAUCUGUGGGAUAUCAGGUGAGAUUUGACAGCCAAACACCAGAGCAGAGUGGAGGAGCCUUGCUGUUCCUCACGGUUGGCGUCCUGCUGAGGAAGCUGCAGUCGAACCCGACCCUAAAGGGAAUCAGCCACGUGGUGGUGGACGAGGUCCACGAGAGAGACAUUAACACAGACCUGCUGCUGGCUCUGCUGCGCUCCAUAUUAAACGAGAACCCCGACCUACGAGUGGUGCUUAUGAGUGCGACUGGGGACAAGCAGAGGCUGGCCCAGUACUUUGGAGGCUGUCCAGUCAUAGAAGUGCCUGGGUUCAUGCACCCAGUGAGGGACAGAUACCUGGAGGAUGUGCUGACAGAGAUGAGGCGCCCACUACAAGUCCAAAGGAGAGUGGAAACGGACAAGCAUGGAGGAACACUUGAGGCUGGACCAGAUCUCGAGUUAGUAGCUGAUGUAAUCGAGCACAUUGACAAACAUGGAGAACCAGGAGCAGUGUUGUGUUUCCUCCCUGGAUGGCAGGACAUCAGGAUUGUGCAAGAGACUCUGGAGGCGAGACCCAGCUUUUGUUCAGGCUCGCAGAUGAUCUUGCCAUUGCACUCAAGUUUGUCAGUCGCAGACCAGCAGGCAGUGUUCCAGCGCCCCCAAGUGGGUCAGAGGAAAAUUGUCCUCGCCACUAACAUUGCUGAGACUUCAGUCACCAUAGAUGACAUCGUCCAUGUGGUGGAUACCGGAACUCACAAAGAACAGAAUUAUGACCCACUGACUAAGGUCUCCUGUCUGGACACAGUUUGGAUAUCUCGCUCCAAUGUCACUCAAAGAAAAGGGAGAGCAGGACGAUGUCAACCAGGACAGUCUUACCACCUGUUCCCACGAAAACAGCUGGAAUCCAUGACGACCUUCCCCGUCCCUGAGAUCCUGCGCACCCCGCUGGAGAAUUUAGUAGUGCAAGCCAAAAUCCACAGCCCUAACUGCAAGGCUGUGGAUUUCUUGUCCCAGGUGUUAGACAGUCCAGAGACGGAAGCUGUGAGAGAUGCUGUCCAAAAUCUACAAGACAUUGGAGUUCUGGACAAGACAGAAACCCUGACGCCUUUAGGAGAGCGCGUUGCCUGCAUGUCAUGUGACCCUCGUCUGGGCAAAGUGCUGGUCCUGAGCGCCGUGUUUAGAUGUGUCCUGCCCAUGCUGGCUGUAGCUGCAUGUCUGACCAGAAACCCAUUUUAUAACAGCCUGCAGGACAGAGCACAAGUAAACAAGGCGAAAGAAGCUCUGAGCGGCUCCAGCUACAGCGACUAUUUAAUGUUCAUUAGAGCUGUGUUGGGCUGGAGGAGAGUUCAGCAGGAGGGGCAAAGAUUGGAGAGAGCUGAAUAUCUGGACAUGCACAGUCUGUCGAAAUUCAGCCUUCGAUUCAUUAAUGGUCUCAUCUCUCAGUUCAGCACGAACCUGCACGAAGCAAAGCUGGUGUCUCGUAGUCACGAGUGCCAGCGUCACACUUCUCUCUACAACAAGCACAGCAACGAGGACGAGCUGCUAAAAGCUGUACUGCUGGCUGGAUUCUAUCCCAACCUCAUUCAGGUGAAGAAAGGUGUUGUGUCGAAAGGACGCUUUCGCCCUGACAACCUGUCAUUCCGCACAUUCAGUGGGCCGGUACUGCUUCACAGCUCCUCAGUGAACAGAGGAAAAAAAGAGUUCCCUAGUCGCUGGUUGACCUUCUUCAACGCUGUCAAAUCCAAUGGGAGUGUUUUCAUCAGAGAGUCUUCUGCGGUCCAUCCACUCGCCCUGCUGCUGCUCACAGACUGUGAUAUCACGGAGAUGGUGAAAGGAGACAGAGUGAAGGUGUCACUUGUUGGACACUCUCUGGUGCACUGCGAGCUGUCAGUUGAGACCUGGGGGCUGCUGUGGGAGCUACGGACUUCCAUCCAGACCAUGCUGUACCGCAACCUCAACAACCCCGACAACGCGAUCACCAACUCUGCUCAAGACGGAAAACUCAUCUCGUUACUGGUAGAGCUGCUCAACAACACAGACUCGAACCCUUUUAUUCAGAACCAAGACAGUGACAGUGAGGUGGACUGAUGGCAUCGAGCACCGUCUGCAUGUGUACUUUGGAUCUGCUGGCUGGCACAGAGGAACCAAAGAGGAUGACGGUAUCUCAUUUGUACAGGUUUUUGUUUUUUUGAGAAUUUGUGACUCCUUGAGAUAAUACUGAAUGUGCCGAGCCAAUCAGGACUCUUGAAGAGCUGAGACGCGCGGUGGACUGCCGUCUCCUACUGUUAUUGUUCAUAUAAAUGAUGAACUCUGCGUGGUGAAAGAAAAUCCAUUGGUUUGGAUUUUGGACUGUAGUUUGUUAUUUAAUGGUUAUUUGCUUUCUGAAUAGCAGAAGUUGAAUAUUACUCUAAAAAAGUAAAGAGAAAGGUUAUUAUAAUAAACUGCAUGCAGUAAAUAAUUUCCUACUUACUGCAAUAAAUGUUCACAUGCCAACAUAAGGAAAAUGAUUGGUUUGUUUUUUUCAGAUACAAGUAAGUGACAGGGAGAAAAUAAUUCUUAUUUAUCCCCUUAAGUGCCUUUUGCUUAAGAAAAAUCCUUCAUAAACUGUGUGUGAAAGCAGGUCAGGCGGCUCAGUAAUUCUUCCAUAGUCUUCUCAGCUGUCAUGAUGGAAAAUCUGCAAAGAGAAAGGAAGGUCAAAGGUUUUUCCAUACAUCCAUUUGCAAGACUAAUUAUUAAAUGAAAUACUUGUCCUUAUCAAGCCAAGGUUUGUUUACCAGAAAACAUGUUUUAUUUGUGUGUAGAAAGGCCAGAUUUUUAACUGUAUUUAGACUAAUCAUGCUUGAUUUCAAUGCUGUGUAAUACCUGAUGUGGUGGGUGCCCUCCUUUUGUCCGUCCUCACAACCAGGACUGAUAAACACACCAGCCUCCUCUAGCAGUCUGGCACAGUAGAACGUAUCUGGUUGCAUUCCCACUUCCUGAAAUAAGCAAAGCAUAACCAGGUUGAAAAUAUAUUAUAGCUCAAUUGUCAGUGACUCCCAAAUCAACAUGUCUGACAAUUGCAGGGUCCCAGUGAUGAGUGUAUCAGGCCUUCAUUAUAAAACGGUGGCAGUUUGCUUAGAAUUAGACACAAAAAACUGCUUGGUUAGGUUUAGGAAAAGAUUCUGGUUUGGCUUAAAAUAAUUAUGUUGCUCUUAUACAUGUGAUGCAAUUUAAGUACAGUAACCAAGUAAAAAUAAGUCAACGUUUACUUUCGCACAAACAGCGGUCUCCUGGCUGAAAGUCUGUGCUUGCUCGACCCAUCCGUGCACCCACCCACACCUCCUACAUAUGCUUUCUUGCUCUUUGUACUUCGUCACCGAACUUCCUCCUUUGCUUCAUAAUUCCUCAUAAUUAUUAUGGCCAGAAGAGGUGGCCACCUAAUAAACGACGAUGUCGCCA
Molecule: messenger RNA, 4854 nt
Organism: Chelmon rostratus (copperband butterflyfish)
Lineage: Eukaryota; Metazoa; Chordata; Actinopteri; Chaetodontiformes; Chaetodontidae
Gene: dhx30
Product: DEAH (Asp-Glu-Ala-His) box helicase 30
Exons: 19
Coding region: 1-3504 (1167 amino acids)
Cellular component (GO): nucleus; intracellular anatomical structure; cytoplasm
Molecular function (GO): G-quadruplex RNA binding; ATP binding; DNA helicase activity
Source: RefSeq, a predicted model, not a curated record